Molecule: messenger RNA, 187 nt
Organism: Acaulospora colombiana
Lineage: Eukaryota; Fungi; Glomeromycota; Glomeromycetes; Diversisporales; Acaulosporaceae
Source: the annotation of a GenBank genome assembly
GUACUAAAAGAAAGGAGAAGAGUAGGGAAGAAAACGAGGAAGCUCCAGAGGGUUCCGAAAAGAAAAAAAGAUGUAUUAUUAUACCGCCUGCCGAUUUUGAAAAUUUCGAAACAUUCUUUGAUAAAUCAAGGAAGUCUGGUAAUACUUCGCCGAAAGCUUCAGAUGUCUCUGUUCUUGUUCACCAGCU